AUGGACGACACAUUCAAACUUGUGGUGUUGGGAGCCUCGAAUAUUGGAAGUGCAAAGACAAAUCCAUAUUUAAAAGUGAAAUUGGGAGAAUCUUUUUUCAAACAAACAAAACCAGUUCGGAGAACCUGUCAUCCGAAAUUUAAUGAAAUAUUUGACAUUCCUUUUGAUCGAAAAGAAACUCAUUGUAUUGUAGAAGUUUGGGACUAUGACAUGCUUGGACAAGAUAAAGUAAUGGCUCAUGUGAAAAUACCCAUUCUUGAUGAAGGAGAUGGUGUGACAAGAAAUGCUCAAUUUGAAGAGUUAAAAGACAAGGAAAUUAUGUCAUUCUUAACCUAUAAAUAUUCAAUUCAUAGAAGUACAAAACCAGACGAUUAUGGUGCUGUGAUGAGCACCUUCGAUGAUUAUCCCUACUUUGGAACGUUUAGAAUUUAUGAAACAUGGGAAAUUUCUCUAAAGGAUUCGUUCUCUACUUUUAUUCACCUUCUCAUCUCUACAAUGAGAAAUUAA
Messenger RNA from Naegleria lovaniensis, 507 nucleotides. RefSeq lists its product as uncharacterized. Lineage: Eukaryota; Heterolobosea; Eutetramitea; Acrasida; Naegleriidae. The coding region runs from base 1 to 507 and encodes 168 amino acids. The transcript is spliced from 5 exons. The record is from RefSeq and is a predicted model, not a curated record.